AUGCCACUAAAAGAUUCCUCGCCAACUGGCCGCAUCAGUGUCACGGGCGCGCAGUGGGUGACAGCAGACCCCAGCACAAAACGAAGGAGUGGCCCAGGGCAUGGAAACUACAUCCCAGCGAACGGUGCCGGAUUCUCCAACAAGCCUUACACAGAACAGAGCCUCCUCUCAGCUACACCGCGCGUUUAUACGAAGGGGAAGGAACAGUCCCUGGGGAUCCCAACCAGCCGUCUGGACGAGGCCCGUGACCUUUGUGAGCACAGCUCCGACAGGUCCGAGUACCUGGACGCGGAACAGGUGCCCCGCUCCGAAGAGCUUUCAGCCCGCGCAGGUCCUGCGGAAGAGGCCGGACACGGUCCCCGGGACCGCCCCGCAGGAGGCGUGGCCAACGUCUGCACCGCCCCUCCAGGGCCGCGAGACUGGCCCUCCCCCGCGGGGGCGGUGCCUCGAGGCACCCUGGACUCUGCGCGCAGGCCCAGGGCGGCGAAGCGCGCCUGCCCUGGAACCGCCGGUUUCCUGCGCUUCCCGAGAAUGAGUUGGAAGGAUUUUUCACAGAGGGUGGUGGAGUUACAUCGGAACCCAUUGCUGGAUUCUUCAGUGCUCUGGUGUGACGUUGUCCUGGCUGAAGCUGAACCUCUGACCUUGCUCACAGGGAAAUGGGGAAGGUGGAAACAGGAUGCACCUCACAUGGACAAACUGGAGAGGCGUGAAUAAACGUACUCCUUCCAGAGACGUGAGCAGAAAUGAAGAAGCCAAUAAUGGAUACUGAUGAAAGCAGACUAGCAACACCACAUCCAGGCAUGAAGGAACAAAGGGAAGAAAGGACCUUAAUGGAACCCGGGGAACCCGGGGAUAGCCACUCAGCAGGAGCUGUAGCCUAGAAGGUCUGCAGGCCAUACUGGAAUUGUGAAGACAAAGCAAGGAAGGGGUAGAAAAUAAAUGCCUCAUCCUCACUCCUCCCUCUGGAUGGACUCUCCUACUGGUAACUCCCAGUGGUCAAAUCCAACCAGGAGCCCACUAUGAUCAGGGCCAGCCUCCCAGUGCUCAGAGAAGGGCAAGGAAGAGAAGAACAGCAAAUAAAACAACAUAUAGGGUUAGAGAAGGGGAAGAAACAUAUAGGAAUGUCUGUCCAG
Messenger RNA from Acinonyx jubatus (cheetah), 1133 nucleotides. RefSeq lists its product as uncharacterized. The coding region runs from base 1 to 714 and encodes 237 amino acids. The transcript is spliced from 4 exons. NCBI's taxonomy places the organism in Eukaryota, Metazoa, Chordata, Mammalia, Carnivora, Felidae. The record is from RefSeq and is a predicted model, not a curated record.